CAAACGUCCUGAAUGUCCUUCCCCAAUCCAAUUAUCUCAAGUACACCCUCGUAAUUGACACGUAGGAGUGCAAAGACAUCUAAGGACCUAACAAGAUUAGGAAGCCCUACUGUUCGACAUAUAAAACUCAUUUUUCCGAUAUAUCGACUUAGUCUGUUAGUGAAACUUCGGGUAAAAGUGACGAGAUGGUCUUCAAUUUUCGAGUUUUCAAAAAACAGGCCCCAAAUGGAAAAAUUACAAUUUAUUUGGGUAAAAGAGAUUUCGUCGAUCAUAUUUCUGGCAUCGAACCAAUAGAGGGUGUAUUUUUGGUCGACAACGAGUACAAGGACAGGAAAAUCUUCGGCCAAAUUGUUUGCAGCUUCAGAUAUGGCAGAGAAGAGGAUGAGGUCAUGGGACUCAAUUUCCAGAAGGAUCUCUUUCUUGAUUCGCGUCAGCUAUAUCCUCCACCUGAGAAACAAGAGACCAGCAAGCUACAAGAACGUCUGAUCAGAAAAUUAGGGUCUGAGGCUUAUCCUUUCACAUUUACCAUACCACCAAGUGCUCCAGCAUCUAUCACCUUACAACCAGGCCCUGAAGAUGAAGGACAACCUUGUGGAGUACACUAUUAUAUCAAGAUAUUCGUGGGUGAAAAUGAAACAGAUCGUCCACACAAGAGAAGCACAGUAUCAAUGGGUAUCCGAAAAAUUCAAUAUGCGCCAUCUAAACAGGGGCGCCAACCUUGCACGGUUGUUAGAAAAGAUUUCAUGUUGAGUCCUGGGGAACUUGAGCUAGAAGUCACCCUGGAUAAGCAGCUAUACCAUCAUGGGGAGCAAAUUGCGGUAAAUAUCUGCAUUCGCAAUAACAGUAAUAAAGUUGUGAAGAAAAUGAAGACAAUGGUCCAGCAAGGUGUGGAUGUUGUUUUAUUCCAAAAUGGACAAUAUAGAACCACAGUUGCUUUUGCUGAAACACAAGAAGGCUGUCCAAUUCAACCUGGAUCAAGUCUCCAGAAAAUUAUUUACUUGACACCAACUUUGACGUCGAAUAAAGGUCGAAGAGGAAUUGCUUUAGAUGGUCACCUGAAACACCAAGAGACAAACCUGGCAUCUACAACAUUGCUGGCGUCACCAGAUGCUCGUGAUGCUUUUGGCAUUAUUGUUUCUUACGCGGUGAAAGUGAAGCUCUACUUGGGAGCUUUGGGUGGAGAACUAGUAGCUGAACUCCCAUUCGUGCUUAUGCAUCCAAAGCCAACUGUUAAAGGAAAAAUGCUACAUGCUGAUAGCCAAGCUGAUGUAGAAGACUUUCGACAAGAUACUGUGGAUAAUGAGGCAGCUGAUUAGUUUCUGUUUGAACCUUUGUCAAAUAUAACACAGAAAAAAUGCUUAAUGUAUAUUCAUAAACUUUGUUCCUAUAUAGAUAUUUCUUCAAAUAAAAAUUCAUUAUUUUUUAAUCAAUCAUCAAUAAAUCAGGUCUAAGACAA
Messenger RNA from Harmonia axyridis, 1456 nucleotides. Its product is annotated as arrestin homolog. NCBI's taxonomy places the organism in Eukaryota, Metazoa, Arthropoda, Insecta, Coleoptera, Coccinellidae. Gene Ontology annotation, molecular function: G protein-coupled receptor binding. Bases 186 to 1316 code for a protein of 376 amino acids. Gene Ontology annotation, cellular component: cytoplasm. The record is from RefSeq and is a predicted model, not a curated record. The transcript has 7 exons. Gene Ontology annotation, biological process: G protein-coupled receptor internalization; signal transduction.